This is a messenger RNA of Thrips palmi, 1007 nucleotides long. It is a transcript of the gene Mpc1, whose product is annotated as mitochondrial pyruvate carrier 1. Bases 139 to 480 code for a protein of 113 amino acids. The record is from RefSeq and is a predicted model, not a curated record. Gene Ontology annotation, cellular component: mitochondrial inner membrane. Gene Ontology annotation, biological process: pyruvate import into mitochondria. NCBI's taxonomy places the organism in Eukaryota, Metazoa, Arthropoda, Insecta, Thysanoptera, Thripidae. The transcript is spliced from 3 exons.
UUCGCAGUCACAUUCACAUUCAGUGAGUUAAGAGGGCAAGAAAAAACCUUGCUAUCAGCUGCUCGAACAACCUUGCCUUGCUGCGUGCACGGGUACCCUUCAUUUCUUGGCAACUCAGGGUCUACCCAAGUAACAACCAUGGCCGCUGUCGCUGGAAAAUUAAUGAACAGCCUCAAGAGCAAAGAAUUUCGUGAAUAUUUGAUGAGCACGCACUUCUGGGGACCAGUUGCCAAUUGGGGUAUACCUCUAGCAGCUAUUGCAGACACGCAGAAAGAUGCCGCAAUGAUCAGUGGAAAAAUGACUCUCGCGCUUUCUUUGUAUUCAAUUAUGUUCAUGAGGUUCGCGUGGCGUGUCCAACCAAGAAACAUGUUGCUCUUCGCUUGUCACUUUACAAAUGAAUGUGCCCAGCUUACGCAAGGAGCACGCUUCAUCAACCACAAUUACCUCGGAAGCAAGGAGGCUGCUGAGCAGACAAAUUAAGUGAAACAAAAUUUAGCUUGUUUUGGAGUUUCAGUUUAAGGUGCAUGCAAGCCAAGAAAACAAAUGUGUCAAUAUAAAAUGGGCAGAAUUGGUAACAGACAGAUCAUCAAGUCAAAAUGUAUUUGAAACAACAGAUUGAGCCAUGAUACUUUGAAAAAAAAAAAAGAUUUUAAUAAUUUUAUGUUGGUUUUGAAGAGAUCUGCACUGCCUGUUGUAAGCCAAAAUGGUUUUUAUCUCGAUUGUAUCCUAAAAUAUUUCCAUGUUCUUUGGUAAGUAAUCCUUGUACAGUAUAUCUAUGUGAUUCUUGAGAAGGUUGUCUAAGUGUUGGUGAGAACUAAGGGAAUAGGCACUAAUUGUGAUUAAAAAGUGUGGGUAAUGUUAUAGUACAAAACGUAAUCACUAAAUUAAUUACAUUAGGAAUAAUAUUGGUAAAUCAAUAGCUCAAAUUUUAUUCGUGUUCUCCUGUUACAGUGAUGCUUAGAUUUUAAAACGGUGUUGUGUUGAAUAAAUUUGCUUUUACUAAGUUA